AUGAGCGAUCCAAACAACCCAAAUAUCAACAACAGGUCAACUCCUCAAUGGGGUCUGAUGCAAAGAGAACUCUUCUGGGCGCCAAACGAAGGAAAACAUCCUCCAUUCAACACGGAUCCCGACAAAUUAAAGGAAACCGCCGAGGAUCGCCUCUCAAAACGUGGUUGGCUAUACUCGUCUUGCAAUGCCGGUCUGUCAUGGACUCACUAUGCCAACCGACUGGCAUUUUAUCGCCACCAGGUCAUUCCGCGCAUGCUCGUCGACACACACCACCGCGACACGGCCACGACCAUCUUUGGACACAAGGUCGCGGCGCCGAUUGGCUUCGCCCCGAUUGGCAUCAACCGCAUCUACCACCCGACGGGGGAGCUGUCGCCCGCCAAGGUGGCCGGGGAGCUCAACCUGGCCUACGCGCUGUCGUCGGCGGGGAGCUACAGCAUCGAGGACGUGGCCGAGGCCAACGGCGACGGCGGCGUGCGCUUCUACCAGCUGUACUGGAGCCCCGACGACGCCGUGACCCUGUCCAUGCUGCGCCGGGCGCACGCGCGCGGCUACUCGGCCCUGCUGCUGACCACGGACACGUGGCAGCUCGCGUGGCGCCACGACGACGUCGCCAUGGGCAACUACGCGUUUUAUCACGAGCACGGCGCCGGCGACCUCGGGCUCGGGGACCCGGCGUUCCGCGAGUCGCUCGAGCAAAAAGGGUUGGACCCGGAGAAGAACCCCCGCGAGGUCGGCGCCGAGUGGAUUGACAAGCACAUUUGGCACGGGCAUUCGUUUUCCUGGGACCGGCUGCCUUGGCUCAUGGAGCAGUGGCGCAGCAUUUCUGGGGGCAAGCCCUUUUGUAUCAAGGGUAUCCAGAGCGUGCCCGAUGCCAAGAAGGCGGUGGAGAUGGGCGUCGACGGCAUCGUGGUAUCGAACCAUGCCGGUCGACAGGUUGAUGGGGCAAUUGCGUCUCUCGAUGCGCUAGAGAAGAUUGUCGAUGCUGUUGGGGAUAAGACUUAUAUCAUGUUUGAUUCGGGCAUCAGGAGCGCCGCUGAUGUAUUCAAGGCCCUCGCGCUCGGGGCCAAGUUUGUCUUUAUCGGCAGGCUCUGGGUGUGGGCUCUCGGCGCCGGGGGUGAGGAGGGGGUGCGACACGAGAUCAAGGCUCUACUUGCCGAGUUUGAUAUCAUGAUGAAUGUCGCUGGCUAUCCCAAGCUCGAUGAGAUCAAUCGCGACGCCAUUGAGUCUCUUCCCAAGGGCACCUACUUUCCCGGAACGCCCAAGAUCACCUGA
Pestalotiopsis fici W106-1 is the source of this 1275-nucleotide messenger RNA. RefSeq lists its product as uncharacterized. Gene Ontology annotation, molecular function: oxidoreductase activity; FMN binding. Bases 1 to 1275 code for a protein of 424 amino acids. The transcript has 5 exons. Lineage: Eukaryota; Fungi; Ascomycota; Sordariomycetes; Amphisphaeriales; Sporocadaceae. The record is from RefSeq and is a predicted model, not a curated record.